AGAGUAGUGGACGUGAUGGCGCAAGUAAAGCAAUCAACAAGCAAGUGAGCAAUAACAAACAAAACAAACAUACAUACAAUUAAAAAAAACACAAAUCUGGAGAAAUGUAGCACAAACUAAGUAAAUAAAUAGAUAUGUAACUGGAGAAAUUACAUGAAUGGUGUGAAGAGCGCUACAUACAUACAUAGAAGCGAAGUGUGUUGUGGAAAAGUAAGGAAAAACAUGUCUUCAUAGUGGCUACUAAAGUAGAAAUACUGAAUACUUUUAAUGAAGAAGUAGAAAGGUGAAACGAAUAUUGAUGGAUUACUGAAGUUAUAGCAAUCGCUGUGGUAGUUGUACUUGAAUUUGUGCAUUUGUAAUUGAAUUGAAUGCUGUUAGCACUAAGAUUUUUCGGUGUUCAUUGAAGUUUAGUUAAAAAUUUGCGCUAGCGCAACAACAAAAAAAAAACAAUCAACGAGAGUUGCUGCGAGCGCUUCGAGUUCAGCGCUAAUUUGUGCUGUUGUGAACUGUUUGUAGUCACUAAUGUGCAACUUUUGGCAUUUGAUGUCGGAGAUGAAGUGAGUGAGCAGAAAUCCAAGCAGAAAAAAAUCGCAAAGAAAAACAAAAAUCAUAAAAAAAAACGCUUAGAAAACAAAGUAAGUGCGACCGAAUUGAAGGCCUUUUUCAUGGCUUACCAACAUUUUUGUGCUAUACUAAUUGUAGUGUCGCAAACUAAUGACAUGUGAUGUACAUACAUACAUACGUACAUAUGUACAUAUGUGACGAAAAUAAAAACAACAAUUGACAAAUUUACUGAAGUGGUAUAAUAAGAAAAAGUAACAUCUACAAGCUCAAAUCGCCUGCUGUCUAGUAGCCAUACAUAUAAGCAGUAAGACAAAUAAAUUAUAUGGUUGGCAGUCGAAGAACAGGUGUAAAAGUCGCAAAAGCUGCUCGAAAGCGUGCAAACAUGAAAGAAGAGUCGUGCUAAAAUGGAAGGGAAGUAAAUCAACAACAGUUGUGUGGUGGUUUCGACAAUUUUGUUUUUUUUUUGCUUUCCGUUCUUUCUUUCUUUUUUUUUUGCAAGCCGAAUAAGAAACACUUGCCACACACUCGAAGGCGGACAGACAGACACACAGAAAAGGUGCACAACCCUCAUCAAUUGCAUGUACCUUUGCUGAGUGCUUGCCGGUGUAUGUAAAUGUGUAUUUGUGCAUCAUAUGUUAUGGAUGUAAGGCACACAGUGCGCAAAUUAAAGGGUUGACUGCUAAACGUUUUGAAGCUAGAAAGCAGAAAAAAAUAAAUAAAUAUUGAAAAAAAAAAAAACAAAAUAAAAAAAACUUGAAAACAAUAACAACAACACUUUCAAAAAGUAAUAAAAAGUUCGCAUGUGUCUAUUAGCCGCUUUUGUUCGCACACCCAGACCGCCUUUGACGCGCAUUCAAGCGUGUAAUAGCUGCCCGAAUAUUGCAAAAAGCACAAGCAAAUGAUAAUUUGUUGCUAAGCGUCAAAAAUGCGCCUAAAGUGUUAGAAAGAUUUUUUACUACGUUCACUACUUUGGCAAACUAAUCACGCAUAGAUUUUAAAAAGUUUUUAAUUAAGAACAAAAAUUGUAAAGCAAUUUUUUUUUUGUGCAAAACACUAUAAAAUAAUUUCCACAAAAAAAAAAUGGAUACCGUUGCCAUUAAAACCGCACCACCGCAUGCGCCACUUGCUGCUACGCAACAACAAAAUGCUAUACAACAACAGCCGUUACCUGCUAAGGCACCCAAAAACAAUGCCGAUUUUUAUACGAAAACUAGUGUUGGCGCAUUUUUUCAAACCUGCAAGGUCUUAUGGCACUUGGACGCCUUUCGUCGUUCCUUUCGCACCCUCAAUCAUCACAUUUGCUGCGGCCAAGAUUGUAUAUUCUGUGCAUUGAAGGAACUUUUCCAACAACUACAAACCAGCUCAGAGCCAGCCUUAUGCCCGGAACCUUUGCGUCGCGCUUUGGCCAGUGGUCCCCUGGCUGGUCGUCGCUUUCCGCUGGGCUGUCUUGGCGAUGCGGCCGAAUGUUUUGAGCUACUCUUACAUCGUGUACACUCGCACAUUUCCUCGGAUGAUGGCGAUGCUUGCGAGUCGCAGGCUUGUGUGGCUCAUCGCCGCUUUGCUAUGCGCGUCAUCGAGCAGAGCGUCUGCAAGUGUGGCGCCAAUUCGGAGCAAUUGCCAUUUACACAGAUGGUUCACUAUGUUUCAGCAUCGGCGUUGACCUCACAAAAUAGCUUGGCAUUGCAGAAUCAUCAGCAGCUAACUUUUGGUCAAUUGUUGCGCGCCGCUGGCAAUAUGGGUGACAUCAGAGACUGUCCGAACGCUUGUGGCGCCAAAAUCGGCAUUUGCCGCGCGCUGCUCAAUCGUCCCGAUGUUGUCUCUAUUGGCAUUGUGUGGGACUCGGAACGUCCCGCCGCCGAUCAAGUGCAUGCUGUACUCAAAGCCAUCGGCACCAGCUUACGUCUAUCGGACGUUUUCCAUCAGGUCGCCGAACAGCGUUGGGCGCAAAAUGUACAACACGAACUGGUCGGCAUUGUCUCGUAUUACGGCAAACAUUACACGACCUUCUUCUUCCACACCAAACUCAAAGUGUGGGUGUACUUCGAUGAUGCUAAUGUGAAGGAGGUCGGUCCCAACUGGGAGGGUGUUGUCGACAAGUGCAGCCGCGGUCACUAUCAACCCCUACUGCUGCUCUACGCCGUGCCACAGCCACCAUCGGGGGGUGCACAAUUCGCACCCGAGACCAAUCAAUCCACCAUCGUGCGCCGCGCUAUCACACCAAGUCCCAUCACACCGGAGAAGCCCAACUUGGGUAACACUCGUCGUGCCAUUACGCCCACACCACUGCGUUCACCCAACGACUAUCAGAACUUGAGUGUCAUACAGAAGAGUAUCUUUUCCGGCGCUUCCGCAGCCACGCCGACGAUCAGCAACGAUGAGACCGAUGCUUACAUUAGUCGUAAGACUGUCGAGCAUGUUUUAAAUGCACAACAGUAUCAGAAUUUGAGUGUCGUGCAGGACAAAAUAUUUGCCAAUAAUAGUGGCGGAGUUACGAAUCAGCCAGCAGAUGGGAAAGACGCCGACACGCUAACGCACAAAAUCGGCAAAGUACUCAAUGCGCAGCUGGUACGCAAGUAUCACCUUCAGCUGCAACGCAGUCAGAGUGCUGAAUCCGGCCAUGUCAGCGGCGGUUCUUCGAAUGGCUCCUCGCCACCAAGCGAUGGCCUAACCAUGCCCGAUCACUUAAAUCAGCCGCGUCGUCGAGACUCGGGCAACUGGUCAGGCGAUCGCAAUAGCGCAAGCUCCGCUUCGUCCACCACUUUGGAUAAUCCUUACCUGUAUUUGGUGGGCAAACGCAAUCCGCCCGCCGUGCCGCAGAGUCCCACACGCAAUGGGUUGCCUUACGACCCCGGCUAUGACUCGUUUUCGCUGAGCUCAACCGACUCGUAUCCGCCGAAGCAUCAUUUGAAUCCACAGCUCGCCAAGAUACCUGAGGCUGGUGGAUCCAAAACACUCUCCGGUGAUUGCGAAAAGCUCUGCCACGAGGCCGACCAAUUGCUAGAGAAAUCACGUCUUGUCGAGGAGUCACACGAUCUAGAGACCGCACUGGUACUUUGCAACGCAGCCGCUGGGCGGGCACGCGCCGCCAUGGAUGCCCCCUACAGCAAUCCACACACCAUGACAUUUGCACGCAUGAAACACAACACGUGCGUGAUGCGCGCACGCAGUCUGCACCGCCGUAUUUUGGUUGAGAAGGGCGCUGAUAUGGAUGCCAUGCCGGAGAUGAAGCAUAUGCGUGAGGGCAGCAACAGCAGCGUGAAACAUGUGCGCCAGAAUAGUAAGGACAAGACAUUGGACAAGACGCCGACGCAGGCAGCCCAAGCAGCCGCCACCGCAGCCGCAAAUAAGAGCAUCGAAAUCUAUGCCACGCUGCCCAAGAAAAAGAGCCCCUUGAAGACUUUAGCAGCUGCGGUAGGUAAUGCUAGUGAUGACAAUGCCAUCGAAUAUGAAUCACCACAGCCGGUGGCAGCUAAGCCUGAGCGCGAGAGCCGCUCAUUAUUCGGCCGCAGCAGCAACAAGUCGGAGAAGGAGAAGCGCAGCCGCAGCGAAGAUCGUAAUAAGCUGACGCGUGAAUUCUCGUUGACUGAAACAUUGCUCGUCAACGCAAAGGAUACGCUUAAGAAGCACAAGGAGGAGAAGGACGAAAAGAAGGAGAAGGAUAAGAAUGGAAAGAAGCAGCAUAAAAUUCGCCGCAAGCUUUUGAUGGGCGGCCUAAUACGCCGCAAAAAUCGCUCCAUGCCCGAUUUAACCGAGGCAGGUGAUGAUGCAACGACCCAGAAGGAGGCGCCUCCACCACUAGCCACUUCGGUGGACGACAGCUCUGUGGGUUUGAAUGGCAAGAACGGCAUGAGCGGCUACAUCUCGGAGGGUCACUUCGAAAAUCGCGACUCGAACAAUGCCAAUCCGAAUUUGGAGCGCAGUAAGCUUAUGCGCAAGAGCUUCCACGGCAGCGGACGCCAGUUGACUGUAGUCGCUAAGGUCGCGCCACCACCACCAAUGCGCACGAGCUCCGCGCUCACCCAACAACAACUGCAGCAACAAUUGGCUUUGCAGCAGCAGCAAGACGCAGCAGUGCUACAACACUUCCACCAUGAAGCAAAUCUCUCUAACAUUUCCGUCAUGAGCUCAAACACUUCCAUUAGCGAAGACUCGUGCCAGACCAUUAUCACGACAUGCGCGCAGGUGCACAACGAACAGAGUCCGCCGAAGGACAACAUGUACCAGACAUCGAACGGCGUGAGCGCGGGUCAGUACCAACAUCACAACGGUUAUGCCACCACAACGACUGAGCUGGGCAGAGAUGAAGUUGAAGGCAUAUCUGGCGGAAGUAAUGGCAACAGCAAUGGCAGCGGCAGUAAUCCAACCGAAGUUCCGCUGGAACUUCCGCCAUAUCCGAGCCCACCGCAGUCAGUUUGCCACUCGCGACAGGCCAGCGAAGAUUUUCCACCACCACCGCCGGAGAUCGAUCUCGAGCCACUGAAUCAUCAAAUCAAUCAGAUACUGGUGCUGGAAGCGAACAAACAGCAACGCAACAUGGAGACUCUGGAGGGCACCAGCAGCAUUUUGGCACAGCUGCAGCAGCGUCACCAGCUCAUGAAAAUGCGCAAAGAACAGGCCACGCCCACAUGCGAUGCCUCUAAUUGGCUCAAGGAGUUGCAGGCCAAGCAAACUGACCUCAGAAAUGCACAACGUGCCACAGAUUCGCCAGUCGCGCAGCUGACGCAGCAGUCCAACGGCGUGCGCGAACUGACGCACCGCUUCGAGCAGUCUAAGUCGGCCAGCAGUGCAGGUGAACAGCAACCGCUGCGCUCCUACUCAUCACAGGAGCUGCUCAAUGCCCCAAAGCCGCCGAUACGCACGCAAAUGAAUGGUCUGCCGCCAAUGCAGCACAACGUUAUGUCACCAACAGCCACGUCCGGCACCCCACUGCCACCCAAACCCGAGGCAGAUGAAGUGGACUGCGCGCCACAACGCCUUCAGCGCCUGCCGCCACACCAGGUAUUGCCCAAGCCGAAAUACGAAGUACCGCAGUCGCAGAUCGCCGAAGAGUUGCGUGAGGUCGAAAUGCUUAACACAAUGGUGCAGCAAACUUUGAACCAUUCGCCUACUGUGCAGCAUCAGCAGCAGCCGCAAGAACAACUGCAACAGCAACAGCCACAACUAUGCGCGGAGCAAAAUGCGCCGUCUGUUGCUUUGCCCAAGCGCGUCAAGAAGAAGAGCGUUUCCUUCUGCGAUCAAGUGAUACUCGUUGCAACAGCGGAUAAUGAAGAGGACGACGACUUCAUACCGAAUCCGAUUUUGGAACGCGUGCUACGUACGGCGCAAAAUCCCAACGAGAAUGUGACAGCGCAGCUCAUUCAACAACAACAACAGAACAUGAUACGACUGCCAACCGAAGCGCAACCGCGUAUCGUACAACCGCUGCCGCCAUUAGUGCAACAACAACAACACCAACCGCCAUUGGCACCUCCUUUGGCGCAGCAGUCGCCAAUGCUUGGUGCUGAUCGACGCGCUGUACCGCUGCAGGGCCAAGAUAUGCAGCGCUAUGUGCAGUUGCAGCGACCACAAUUGGAAGCGCUGCGCCAACAGCAGCAACAGAUACAGCAGCAACAACAGCAGCAGCUGCAACAGCAGUCGGCUCUGCCAUACAUGCCAGCAGGGCAGGUGUACGCGCCCAUGCAGGACAUAUAUCGCAUGCAACAACAACACCAGCUGCAACAGUACGCUGCACAGCUGGCGCCGCCACCUUUACCACCAGCGCAUCAGCAGCAUUCACAAUUUGAUGAGCGCAUGCAUGCCAACAACAACAACAACAGCGGCGGCGCGAAUCAUGUUUUGCUUGCAGCACGCACCAGCAUGAGCGGCAUCGCUAAUGUUGCCACGCAGCAACAUAUGCAGAUGCUAGCAGCUCAGCAACAGCAGCAGCAGCAGCAAUUACAACAGCAACAACAACAUUUGGACGCGCAAUCUAGCUAUGUGAGCAUACCGCGCAGCCACCUGAGUCACCAACAGCAGCAGCAGCAGCAGCAACAAAGCUACUCAGUUCAAUUGCAGAAGCAUCAGCAACAUAUGCAGCAACAACAACAGCAGCAGCAGCAACAACAACAACAACAACAAUUUACACCGAACGUCGCCUACUAUCCAGGCGUACCAGGACUGGACGCGCCACCUUUGCCAUCACCUUAUCAGCGCGUGCCUUUGCCACACGGCUACGCCAGCGAACAAUUCCCGCCAUCGGCCGCCAACAGCAUGCAGAAGCCGCAACAUCCCUAUCCCUCACCAACAGCUAGCCAUCACAGCAGUAGCGCCGCUCCCUCACCUUACUUUCCCGUGCCGCAGAGCGCAGCCGCCGCGCUAGCCAUGAGCGUCAACAUACAGCCACAACACACCACCAAGGCAUCGCAUCAGAAGAAGGUAAGCUUUGAGCCGGGCACCAAAGGCGAAACGGACUCGCUGUGUAAUGGAAGCAACAACAACUCAACAGUGGCGCUACCACCGAAACCACCGAUGAAUCUCACAGCGGGUGGGGGCAACGCCAACACCACCGCAGCCGCAGCACAACAGAAUGGUCUGCCGUCGGUCAUGGCUAUGGCGGCGGCCGCAGAUAGUAGCGUUAAUGUGACCGCUAUUCCCACACGCGUCUACAAUAAUGCCAUCGUCAAGGCUUCGGCCAAGGCGGUGGAGUGUAAUUUGUGCCGAAAGCGGCAUGUAAUUGCGCCAGCCGUGUAUUGCACCAACUGCGAGUACUACUUGCAGAUGUUGAACAGCCGGCGGUAGGAGGGUGUAAGGUGGGAUGGAGAGGAAAGGAGGAAGUGUGGAAGUGUGGAAGUAGAGAAAGCUUCUGCAAUAAAACGCAAUAAUCGCUGAGCGAAUUUAGGUUGACUACUAUGACUGCAUUUCUGUAGCAUUAAGCGUUGCCGUAAUUAAGCGUAACAUUUAGUUGUACAAUAAUUUAGCUUUAAAUUAGUGUUUAGUGAAACUAUAAAAUCUCAAGCCAAGCUGCCGCCCAUAUCAAGAUACAUAUCAAUGCCUACGUUAUAGAACAUACGCUCCAUAUGUGAAGGUAAGUACAUCUAAUGGCAUCGUUUUUUUUUAUUAAAUGCUUACAAAAGCUUGCAGACACAUUGCCACCCAUACAUACAUACGUACAUACAUACGCAACAACUUUCUACCCUAAAGUAUGGCUAUUGAAAGAACUUUCUAAAAUUUUGGCGCAGCUUUCCCUCUCAGAAUCAAAUACUGCAUGGAUUUUCUUUAUGGUUCUACAUAAAGAACAAUUGGCAUUCAUUUUUAUUCAAAAAAGUACAACAAAAAUUCGCUACGUAGCGUUGCUUCUCAAAAAUUUUUAGUCUUUGACUACUCCACAAAAAAUCUAUAAUUCUUCCAUUUCGUUUAACAAAUUAGUAAUUUACUGACUUGAAAUAAUUUUAUUCAUUAAUCAAUUAGUUAUACAUACAUACAUACAUACAUAUUUAAGCAUACAACUGCAUUUGCAUACAUUUAAAAAUUCAUGAAAAUCUCAUACAUUAAACCCAUCUAAUCGUUUAUUAUACGCAAUUAUAUUUUAUAAACUUAAAAAACAAAAAACAA
Molecule: messenger RNA, 8154 nt
Organism: Rhagoletis pomonella (apple maggot)
Lineage: Eukaryota; Metazoa; Arthropoda; Insecta; Diptera; Tephritidae
Gene: ec
Exons: 6
Coding region: 1645-7341 (1898 amino acids)
Biological process (GO): protein deubiquitination
Molecular function (GO): cysteine-type deubiquitinase activity
Source: RefSeq, a predicted model, not a curated record